This is a messenger RNA of Spirometra erinaceieuropaei, 567 nucleotides long. The record is from the annotation of a GenBank genome assembly. Lineage: Eukaryota; Metazoa; Platyhelminthes; Cestoda; Diphyllobothriidea; Diphyllobothriidae.
AUGGCGCGCUACAAGGUGGACAUCGCCGCACUCAGCGAGACCCGAUUCUCCGAACAAGGCCAACUGGAGGAGGUGGGUGCCGGCUACACCUUUUUCUGGAGCGGUCGACCCAGGACAGAUCGACGGGACGCGGGUGUCGCCUUCGCCAUUCGAAACGACAUCGUGGGACGACUGCCCUGUUGGCCGCAGGGCAUCAACGAUCGCCUGAUGUGCCUCCGUCUGCCUCUCUGGGGAGGCAAAUUCGCCACCAUCAUCAGCGCCUACGCUCCGACGAUGACCGACCCCGACGCAGUCAGAAACAAAUUCUACGAGGACCUGCAUGCCCUUUUGGCGACUGUGUCGAAGGCGGACAAGUUGAUUGUCCUUGAUGACUUUAACGCCCGCGUCGGCACAGACAAUACUGCCUGGAGAAAAGUGCUGGGUCCCCACGGUCUCCGCGGCUCAACCGAGAAUGGUCUGCUGCUGCUCCGCACCUGUGUAGAACACCGCCUCAUCCUGACGAACACCUUCUUCUGUCUGCCGGAGCGAGAGAAGGCCACCUGGAGGCAUCCUCGGUCGCGCCAGUGA